Messenger RNA from Mauremys reevesii (Reeves's turtle), 916 nucleotides. RefSeq lists its product as uncharacterized. The transcript has 3 exons. Lineage: Eukaryota; Metazoa; Chordata; Testudines; Geoemydidae. The record is from RefSeq and is a predicted model, not a curated record. Bases 198 to 890 code for a protein of 230 amino acids.
GCAGGACAGGGGUGCACGACAGGGGCAACCUUGGAGAUCCCUGUGGCUUUGCUUCAGCGCGUCUCCAUCUCGAGGUCUCUCCUUGAGUACCGAGAUAAUUCACUUUUACCUACGUGAGCGUAACGAGGACCCUCUUCAGAGUUUUCUCUUCUUCAAUUAUUGAUUUUGCCAGAAAACAGACGUCCCUAUAUAGAAGGAUGGCCAAGCUCCUGCGGAGGUUCAGGAGGAAGGCUCUGCAGGUGCCCCCAGAGCCUUCGGGAAGGAGCGGCCAUCUUCCCAAGGGGCAGAGCCACCUCUCCGUCCCCGCUGGCGGGGAAGCAGCUCCCAUCCAGGCCAGAAGGCGGAAGUUCCCAGCCUUCUGGAGAACAAAGCCAGCUCCCGGCGCAGGCGCCGACCUGGGAGAGACCCCGACCAAGCCCAGGUGGAGCUGGUUCAGGAUCAGGAUUUGCGGACAGGACCCAGCCCAGGAGGGGCGCCGGGCAGGGAGGCUCUGGGGCCUGUUAUGUGGGCAGCAGCGGCCCCAGGAGUCCAGCCCUCAUUCCCAGCAGGGGGUAUCGCCCUGCCCGGGCUCUGAGGAUCUUUCAGCCCCCUCAGACCAGGAGGUGGAAGAUCCCAGCACUAGCACCAUCAGCGCAGCACGGGACAGCAGCAGUGCCUGGGGCUCCAGCAGCAGCGACGCCUCUGGACGCUGCUGCUUUGUUCCAGGGACCCCCACGGAGUCAGCGGCGGAGGAAUGGCUGGAGAUGACCACCGAGGAAGCUGCUCUCAAGGUCAUCGGAGAGCAGCUCCAGGGCAGAGACAAGGUACAAAUGUUCCCCACCUGGGCUGGAACCAAGAUUGUCCUGUCCCUUCCCAGCAUCCCCACCCCCUGCCGAGGGUCUUGUCCUUGAUGAUCCACCACCCCUAAUGGGGCCCU